AUGUUGCAAGACGGAGGGAGGGUGAGGUCAAGUGAAGUGGCUGUCCUGGAGCCACCUGGUGAGCCCGGACCGUUGCUGGGGUUCCAAGACUUUAUUGUCCUGUGGAUUCCUGAGGUUUUCACGAGUGAAUCUGCAUUCCUGGACAACCUCCGCAAGAGAUACCGAGAGAACCUCAUAUAUACGUACAUUGGCACCCUCUUAGUGUCUGUGAAUCCAUACAAGGAACUGGACAUCUACACAGUUAAGCAGAUGGAGCAAUAUAAAGGGGUCAACUUCUUUGAGCUGCCACCACACAUUUAUGCCAUAGCUGAUAAUGCCUACCGGGUCAUGUGCACUGAAAAUAAUAACCACUUCAUUCUGAUCUCGGGGGAGAGCGGAGCUGGGAAGACAGAGGCCUCCAAGAAGCUUCUGCAGUAUUUUGCGGUAACCUGCCCAACUACAGAGCAGCUGCAGAUUGUCCGGGACCGCCUGCUUCUCUCCAACCCUGUGCUGGAGGCUUUUGGAAAUGCAAAAACUCUGUGCAACGACAACUCCAGCAGGUUUGGAAAGUACAUGGAUAUCCAGUUUGAUUUUAAGGGAACUCCUGUCGGAGGCCAUAUCCUCAGCUACCUGAUUGAAAAGUCCCGCAUCGUUUACCAGAAUCCCGGAGAACGGAAUUUCCACAUUUUCUACCAAUUGCUGGAAGGCGGGGAAGAGGAUAUGCUUCGGGGGCUUGGGCUGGAGCGCACUCCUCAGAAGUACCUUUACCUAAUACAGGGAAACUGUGCCAAAGUGCUGUCCAUCAACGACAGGAGCGACUGGCGAACCGUCUGCAAAGCCUUCAGCGUCAUCGAUUUUGCAGAGAGAGAUAUUCAGCUCUUGGGUGUCCACCUGUCCAUUCUACAAGAAGCUCUUACAAACCGGAAAAUUGAGGCUCGCUGUGAGGAGAGGUACAAUGUUUUGAGCCCACUGAAUGUGGACCUGGCGUAUUAUGCCCGAGAUGCGGCAGCGUUUAUAUAUGGACGAUGCCUUACCGGCCAUAACAAAAUCAAUGGGUCUCUAGCAAAUAAGGUUGGUUCUUGGAAGACAGUGAUUGGGCUGCUUGACAUCUAUGGCUUUGAAGUCUUUGAGACAAACAGCUUUGAGCAGUUCUGCAUCAACUACUGCAACGAGAAGCUCCAGCAGCUGCUGCUAGAGAUGACUUUGAAAGCAGAGCAAGAGGAAUACAAGCUGGAGGGCAUAGAGUGGGAGCCAAUUCCAUAUUUCAACAACAAGACAAUUUGUGAUCUAGUGGAAGAGAAACAUAAAGGGAUUAUUUCUAUACUGGAUGAAGAAUGCUUGCGGCCUGGGGAAGCAACUGACCUGAGUUUCCUGGAAAAGUUAGAGGAGAAAGUAGGACACCACGCCCACUUCCUGACCAAAAAGCUUGCGAAGCAGAAGAGCCGAAAAUCCAUUGGCUGGGUUGAUUUCCGUCUCCUUCACUAUGCUGGCGAGGUGACCUACUGCGCAGUAGGAUUUCUGGAGAAAAAUAAUGAUCUUCUCUACCGAAACCUAAAAGAGGUGCUGUGUAAAUCCAAAAAUGGCAUCAUCCGGGAUUGUUUCCACGUGUCGGAGCUGGACAGCCGAAGGAGGCCUGAGACAGUUGCAACUCAGUUCAAAAACAGCCUGGCCAGCCUGAUAGAAAUCCUCAUGUCCAAAGAACCUUCCUAUAUCAGGUGUAUUAAACCCAACGACAACAAGGAGCCUGACAAAUUUGAUGACUCCUUGAUCAGACACCAGGUGAAGUACCUGGGCCUGAUGGAGCACCUGCGGGUCAGGCGAGCUGGCUUUGCUUACCGUCGGAAGUAUGAGCACUUUCUGCAAAGGUACAAAAGUCUGUGCCCAGAAACUUGGCCUCACUGGCGGGGUUCGGCAGCCAGGGGAGUGGAGAAGUUGGUCCAAUAUCUCGGAUACAAACCUGAUGAGUAUAAAAUGGGGAAGACCAAAAUCUUCAUUCGUUUCCCGAGGACGCUGUUUGCCACUGAAGAUGCCUUUGAGCAGAAAAAACACAUGCUCAUUUCCAGAGCGCAAGCUAAAUACAAAGGCUGCGUGGGGAGGCGCGAGUACCAGAAGAAGAGGCAAGCUGCCAUCAAGCUGGAGGCUCGCUGGAGGGGGGUUCUGGCACGCAAAGAGGCCCAGAAGAGGGCGUGGGCAGCUCAGACCAUCCGGAAGUACAUAAAAGGCUUUAUAAACCGGAACCAACCCACAAACCCUGAAAACAUAGACUACGUGAAGCUCGCACGGAUCACCUACAUCACGAAGCUCCGGAGCCAUCUCCCGAAGACAGUCUUGGACCAAACCUGGCUUCAGCCGCCUGCGCUCUUGCAAGAGACUUCUGAGCUUCUGAAGAAGCUGUGCAUCAGGACGCUCGUGCGGAAAUACUGCCGCAGCCUCACAGAGGAGAGGAAAGCGCAAAUGCAGCAGAAGUUGCUUGCGAGCACCAUUUUCCUUGGGAAGAAAGAGGGCUAUGACAAAAGUGUGGCUGAGCUGUUCGUUGAGACCAGGAUACAGGAGGAAGAGUUACACCCCAAAGUCUUGUCGCUGAUCCGCCAUGAGAAGGUUAAGUACGUGACCCCUGUGGUGAAGUUUGACCAAAAAGGCUUCAAACCCCGAGAUCGGCUGCUUGUCCUGACCAGAGUUUCCUUUCACUUGGUGGAGAUGGCCAAGAUCAAGGAGAAGGUGGACUACCCAGCGAUCAAAGGUCUUUCCGUCAGCGGCCUGAGUGAUGGAAUCUUAGUUGUCCACGUUUCAGAUGACUGUAAGCAUCAAAAGGGAGAUUUAAUCCUGCAGUGUGAAAAGCUAUUUGAGACGGCCAUUAAACUCUGCAUGAUGGCCAACAAGGAGGAGAUCGCCAUCGCCCAAGGGAGCCUCGUGUACAGUUUGGCUCCUGGAAAAAACUCCACCAUCAUUUUCUCAACUGCACACGAAGCUCGGAUCUUCAAGGCCAAAAGUGGACUGCUGACUGUGGUAUCGCCCAAAGUGAAAAAACCCUGAUGGGAACCCGAGUUCAAGUUUUGCUCAUUACCACGACUGCUCAGAACAGAAAGCUAUCUCAAACAUCCCCCUGUGUGGAGGAGAGCCGUGUCCUGGAGAGUUCUGAUGCCAUAGGACUUCCGCAGAUGCGCUUCAAGCAAUAUCAUAAUAUACAUACAGCUGCUAAUGACAGAACCCACCAUUGCCCUUAAAUGCCCCAACAACUGAUGUUAAUACUGUUAGAACUCUAGUUUUGUGACCUUCUCUGUAAUACAAGUUCUGGAUAGUUUACGUCUAGCUGCACUUAAUGGCUCUAAGCCUUUUUAAAGCAAAGCAACUCUGCAACGAGCAGAAGAGGGGUUCCAGCCUGGGAUUCUGGCCUUGGCUAAAACUGCUUACAAGUUGAGAGAAAUAGCAGAGGGGGAAAACUCAAUGACCCUCCAGCUGGCAAGAGAGGCCUGACUUCCUCCGUUCCAUGAUCAAAUUGCCAGCGGGUAACAUGAAGGGGUGAGAGCGUCCCUGAAUUUUGCCACCUGCAGCUGCCGAAUGGACAUCCCAGCCCCAGCCCGUGGCUUCUGCCAGUUGCUGUGUUCCCUGCUGCUGGAAUUGUGGCUUGUUCUGUGUUGGCGAGGCAGAAAGUACCAUAAAUGGUGAUGCAAAUAAAGAGAUGGAGAGAAAGUCAG
This is a messenger RNA of Sphaerodactylus townsendi, 3674 nucleotides long. It is a transcript of the gene MYO1H, whose product is annotated as myosin IH. Gene Ontology annotation, cellular component: cytoplasm; plasma membrane; vesicle. Gene Ontology annotation, biological process: vesicle transport along actin filament; actin filament organization. Gene Ontology annotation, molecular function: ATP binding; microfilament motor activity; actin filament binding. The record is from RefSeq and is a predicted model, not a curated record. NCBI's taxonomy places the organism in Eukaryota, Metazoa, Chordata, Lepidosauria, Squamata, Sphaerodactylidae.